CGCAGUGUUCAAAUUUUGGUUCACAAAGACAAGGAGGUCGUUAAGACUAUUUCCUACCAGCACCUUUUAAAUUACAUUUAUAUUAGAGAGAUAAUGGAAAUGAUUAUAGACCACUAACUACUUUGUAUUUCAAAGAAACAGCUCUUAUGUUCAUAGAAGAUUUUUUUGAAGAUGAGGAGGAACCACCUUUGCUGUUCAUUUGUCUUUUUUCUCACAGUGCUGAGCUGGUCCAGUGUGCUGACUCUGCACUGUGGGAAGCAGGAGUACUUGAACAGAGAAGGUCGGUGUGCCUCUUGUCUUCAGUGUCCCCCGGGACAGGAGCCUGACAGGGAAUGUGGUUUUGGCAAUGGCCUGGGAGCAGUGUGUAUAGAUUGUGCGACAGGCACUUUUUCAGAAAGCCUCGACCUGGGUCCUUGCAGGCCGCACACCCGGUGUGAUAGUUUAAAACACUACUUCCUGAGUUCUGGGACAUCAAAAACAGAUGCAGUGUGUGGAGAGUGCUUAUCCGGGUUCUACACCACCAGCAAUGAGCCCUCUUUUGCCAGUGAAUGUCUUCCAUGCUCCUCUGCUCCCCAGGGCACUGCAGGCUGUGAAGGUUACCAAAGCCCGUUCCUGAGAGUGCUGAGAAGUGGGGGGAAGAACGCUCCCAAACUCGUGGGCAGCGGCAUUGCCAACACCUCCAACAUCAACGUGCCCGAGGAGAAGACCACAGAGUAUGCCGUCUUCGCUCUGGUGCCAGUCUUCUGUGUGAUGGGGCUCCUGGGCAUCCUGAUCUGCAACAUACUGAAGAAGAAGGGCUAUAGCUGCACGGCGGAGAAGGAAGGUGGCGACGCGGAGGCAGGAAUGGCUGAGAAAGAUGACCUAGGUAACCUUUGUCCCUACAAACUGGAUGAUACCUACGAGGAUACCAUCAGUGUGUUGGUGCGACUCAUCACUGAAAAAAAAGAAAACGCUGCUGCUUUAGAAGAACUACUGAAGGAAUAUGAGAGUAAACAGAUCUCUGUCAGUAAAAGAUCUCUCAAAUUUCCACCCCUACCCCAGCUCAAAGCGAUGCCCAACCUGUGCCGGCACCAGCACCACCUGCACACGGUGCACGGACUUGCACCCCCCAUGGGCACCUGCUGCACCCGCUGCAGCCAGAAAAAGUGGCCUGAGAUCCUGAUGCCCAUCGACACUACAAAGACCACCAAAGUGAGCACCAAGAAUCUCCGGCCGGGUGAAAUCGCCAUCCUCUCUGUGGGAAGGUUCCGGGUGGCCCAUAUUCCCGAGCUGAUGUCCACCCCGCUGGAGGAGCUGACCCCCCCUGAAUCGAGCGACACUGACUCCAUCGACACAACACAUACAGAGCCUGUCGAGGAGAAAUCCCUGCUGGGGGGGACCUCGUCCGUACGGACCAAGAACAAGUGGCUCAAACCAGGAGACAGCAAGCUAGAGGACAGAAAACUCAUGAUAAGGCUCGGAGAAGCUAGUCUUGUUUUUUGAAGGUGAACAACUGAAAGAAGAAAAUGUGAAAACUCUGAAGUGUUCAGCACACGUUUGUGUGCAAGGAAUGCAGAAGGCAAGAAACAGAGAGGAAAGACCCUGUUGAGGACAUUGCUGGACAUCAAAAGGGAGGAGUUUAUCCAGGGCCCAACAUGAAAGCGUUUUGUAAAGAUGUAUUUCAAUAGAAUAACAAAUAAUAGGACUCUAGUUUUAAAGCAGAGGCUUAUGAACAAAAUAUUUUAAUAAGAUUGUCCUUUUGGAUAUACAUUUUAUUCUAAAAGCUGAAUAAACUUGCAUGCAAGCCAGUCACGGUGCUUAAAAACAAAAGUUAUUUUUUUUUGGCACAUUUUUGUAAGAACAUAACAAAAAAAAAAUUGAAAUGAAAACAUUUUUUUAGAAACAAUUUUCCUGCCCUUUUUGAAUUUCACUGGAGUUUUUAAAACCUGAUCUCUAGCAUGAACAAGCUGAAGGGGUGUGGAUUUGGAUGAUUAAUAUUGUAUUGUGCAACCAUGUAAGAAAUGGUUUGUAUUAGUGAAGAAGUAUGACACGUACAUCAGUCAACUACAUUGUCAAAUCCAGCGCUUUUCAACCAGAAGUCCCUAUCCUUGUUAUUGGGGGUCUGGGAAGCAAGUUUAUUUCAUUAUUAAUUUAUAAUAGGUUAAAUAAUAAUUAAUUAGCUGAAACAACAAGAGUAAUAAGUUAUAAACGAUUUAAGCGUAAAUGUGGGGAUCAUGCAGCGUUGUUUCAGGAAGAGACCAUGGUUAAAGGUGAAAGGGAAGCACUGUUGAUGGGGGAAACAGCAUUCUUGCCAUGCAGUUAGGAUUAGGCAGCAAACCAAGAGGAAGCUUGCAAAAAAUUCAAACUUCCAGUUUGACCAUGGAUAGAUUUUUUGAUCAAGCAAAAAAAGCGAAUCUGCUCAACAUUAAAGCUCCACUUGUGGACGAGUACUUGAAAUGACUUCUUCAUCAGGUGUGUUUUUAUUUGAUACACAGUAGUUACCAAUAAUUGACUUUUUUAAUGUUCUGAAUUGCAUUCCAAGAAAGCAACUGAGAGCAUGCAAGAGUACUUUUGUAGGUCAGAUGUUAACCCCUUUGAGUGGGGGUGGGAGGGCUUGUUUUAGUGACUUUGUGUCAAGGGGUCCACAAGUAUAUAAAAAGGUUGAAAACCCACUGGUCUAAUCAAUGAGUAAAGCAAAGUGGAACCAGCUUUUUUAAACAAGAAAGAAUUGUCAGAUAAAAUAUAAGGGAUAACUUUUUUCCACCAGCUUCAGUGCUCUAUUAUACACUACAGUGUCAGUUUCUGUGUCUACAUUUGUGUGCAGCGAUAUGAUAAAAACUAAAACAGUUUUCAUAGAUUAAAAUAAAGGCACAUGUGUAAACCACUUUUUCUUUUAAGCCAGAAUCUGAAACUCCAGUUAAAAAACAAACUGCACCUAUUCUCACAGCCAUAUUUGAAUGGCAUAGAAAUCAAUCUAUAUCUAUCUGUCUUUUAAAGGAUGAGAUGGAGUAAGGUGACAAACCUACCUCCCAUUUUAGAUAGAUCAGAUUCUUAUUCAGACACUUAUUUGUGGUUCUUUAAAAUACCUAAACUGGGUUUCCUCAAAAAAAUAUUCCCUUUUAACAGGACCUGGAAGGUUCUAAGGCAACCGUUUGUUAUGUUUUUGCUUAAGAGGUUAGAAGCAAAACAACAAUAAAAGCCCAAGUAUUAACGUCUCGUCGCAGUGCACACAUGUAUACCUAACGUUGUUGUCCGCAUGUUCAACGAACUAAGCUGCAGGCUUCCUUUUAUAAAAGCAACACACCUGUUUCCUGGCAUCGUGGAUACUGACCUUAAAGGCUGGGUUGUCAGAAAUACAAACAGCAUUAAAGUGACGUUUAAGAAGCCAUUACCUCACGUUGGCUGCAGAUCCCAACCGUAAGCAUGUGAAGUCAACACCGUUUAUUUCCUUUUGAGGUGAACCCUACGCCGGUGUUUUUUUUUUUCAAGGGGACAGACAAGUUGAGGAUAAUACCACUUUUGUGUGGGAUAGAUAUGAUAAAACUGUUUACAACAACAUUUUGUGUAGAGUUUACAAAGCUUUUUGUUUGUCAGAUUUUUUUGAAGUUUGUGUUGCAAUGUUUUUGAAGUCGCAUUGCUUUUCUGUUUUACUCUUGUAAUUUAUUGCUUGCUCAUUUUUGGUGGUACUUUUGCUAUCUGAACUGAAUGCAUUGCUAACCCGAAAUGCUCCUGGUUAAAACCCCAUCUCUCCAACCUUGUAGGCUUAAUUUAUUUUACUGUUUUUUCCUUUGCUGGAGAUUUUGUAUUCUUUAAGUAAAGACACCGAUUACAAACCUGA
This is a messenger RNA of Polyodon spathula (Mississippi paddlefish), 3817 nucleotides long. RefSeq names its product RELT TNF receptor (gene relt). Lineage: Eukaryota; Metazoa; Chordata; Actinopteri; Acipenseriformes; Polyodontidae. Gene Ontology annotation, molecular function: protein binding. The record is from RefSeq and is a predicted model, not a curated record. The transcript has 12 exons. Gene Ontology annotation, biological process: apoptotic process. Bases 172 to 1482 code for a protein of 436 amino acids.